Molecule: messenger RNA, 553 nt
Organism: Pocillopora damicornis (cauliflower coral)
Lineage: Eukaryota; Metazoa; Cnidaria; Anthozoa; Scleractinia; Pocilloporidae
Product: GFP-like fluorescent chromoprotein amFP486
Biological process (GO): bioluminescence; generation of precursor metabolites and energy
Source: RefSeq, a predicted model, not a curated record
UUCUAACAUAGUAAUCUAACCUGUUGAUUUAGAGGUUUUUAUUCCAUUAAAAUCUUGUUACCUCUAAGGUGGACUCAAAAUGUAUGUUUUAUUAAUUUUGCGUUCUGAAAUGUUUCCUACUUUGACAGCCUCAAAGGUAACACUCUAGUGCACAAGACCAAUUUCCAAGGAGGCAACUUUCCCAUCGACGGGCCUGUCAUGCAAAACAGGACGCUUGGCUGGGAACCAACCUCGGAGAAAAUGACUCCUUGUGAUGGCUUAAUCAAGGGAGAUUCUACCAAGUACCUUUUGGUCGAGGGAGGGAAAAUGCUGAAAUGUCGAUAUGAAAACAAUUACAGAGCCAAGAAGGUGAUACACGAGAUGCCACCGAGCCAUUUUGUGGAUGUCCGCCUUGUGAGAACCAACCUUGAUAAGGAAGGUUUGAAGUUUCAACUGGAAGAACAUGCCGUGGCAAGAAUCCUCGAAGUUUGAGGAUUACUGGGGAGUCACUGUCAUUGUUAGUCUCUUUGUACAACAACAUGAGGUGAAUAAAGAAGAGCGAACCUCAAAUGUA